Molecule: messenger RNA, 3339 nt
Organism: Phytomonas sp. EM1
Lineage: Eukaryota; Euglenozoa; Kinetoplastea; Trypanosomatida; Trypanosomatidae
Source: the annotation of a GenBank genome assembly
AUGUCUAUAGGGAUGCCCUGCAUGAUGCAAAUUGUAUCAACUGUGCUAAAUUUUGUUAACACUGAGAGCACCAGGGUGGCAGAUGUUGAGGAUGUGAACAGCGGCACUAAUUCUUCUUCGGUGGUGCCCAAGUCCCCAGCACUGACCCCUGUGCCCCUGAAAGCCAAGGAUGCGCUGCGUCUUAGCUUAUUGGCACUUUAUCUAUUACGAAAGUGUUGCUGUAUGAAGGAUCCUGAAUCACGCGAGGAGUGGAAUAGCAAUUUUGAGUGGUUGUCAUCUUAUCUUAUCGAAAAGGCCAAUGUGUUUCCUCAAGCUGUGCGCGGGCUGCUGCCCUGGAGAGGCGAAGUUUUUUCGAAGGCCUUCGCCAAAGAGAUACAAACUGAUGAGUACGCGGUCUCUCAGUGGUCGGAACUCAAAAAAUGGUUCUGGAAGAGUGAGGAGCUUCCAGUGCGAAUUCAACAAGGGUCAGAGGGAAGGUACCAAAACGAAUUUAUUCAGCAGAAGCUUCUUGGGUCUGGUGGUUUUGCUCCGGUGUACAUGUGCCGAAAAAAAAUUGAUGGACGCUUUUACGCCGUUAAAAAAAUUGUCAUGAAGGACAAUCAAUCGGAGAAAAUUAUUCGUGAGGUUCAAACGCUGGCUGCCUUGAAUCACAAAAAUAUUGUUCGCUACUACGAUGCAUGGGUUGAGGAUGGGUGCGAUGAGGAGCUGAAAAGAUUUAUCGAAGACGACGACGAGGAUUCGGAAAAGGAAAUCAUCAAGAAAAGUGUUGCCCCUGGCUGUGACGCCCGUCUCAUUAGCAAUUUCUCCUCAUCGGAAUCAAGUGAUAGCUCCUUUACUGGCACUUCUUCAUCAGCAGGCGACGGAAGCAGCGACACCGAUGAUGAGGAAAGUGACGACAACUCUAUCGAAAUUGGGUUUCAAGAGAGUUGCAACGAUCCAAACCUUUGUCCUACCCCCGCUCGCCCCAAUCCUUCCGGUCAUCGACUUCAAACACUGUACAUUCAAAUGGAGCUGUGCUCCGCGACGUCGCUACGACAUUUGAUCGACGAAAGUGACAGAGGUUGUGGUAUUUUUGCUUCUGAGAAAGGUGAACAAGUUGCUGCUUCGAUUUUGCGGCAACUUUUAGUGGUUGUUGCUCAUACACAUCACGAAAAUAUUGUCCACCGCGAUCUCAAGCCUGAUAAUGUGCUAUUUGAAAUGGAAAACAGCCAAGUUGAGGGCGAGAUCGGAACCAUUCGCGUAGCUGACUUUGGCCUAGCACGUGUCAUGAAUGGGUUAAAACAAACUGCUAGUGCUUACAAACUUGAUGACAUUACCGAGUUGACAGAAGCGCAGCUCAACCAGAAUGCUAAUUUCCCAACAGGCAAUUGCGGUUCUGUGCUGUACUGUGCCCCUGAGCAAGAGAAGGGUAUCAGCUACGGGUUCAAGGUAGAUGAGUUCAGUAUAGGUAUGAUUGCGUUAGAAAUGUGGCUUUCAAUACUGGGAAAGGGGUUUCGUGACAGGUUCAAUAUUAUGGAGCACGCAUGGCACAAAGGAACUCUUCCAGAUUGGUUCAUAAAGUGCAAACCUCCGAUAGCCGAGGUGAUUGCCAGCUUGCUGGAGCAUGACCAGCAGAAGCGCCGCACUUGUGAAGAAGUAUUAAGUACCGCAGAGCUCCCUGGGGACCCUGUGGAUAUCACCGAAGCCUUGGAAACAAUCGAUCGCUACGGCGAGAGAUUUGCUUGCAGGGUUAUUCAACGAGUUCAGAAGCUCGGUAUUCAGUACCGAAAGCCUCCUCUCCAGCUACGAGCGGCAGCACAAUUUUUUAGUUCCUUGGCGUGUGCUCAAGCUACACAAGCGGUCAACAUGGUAGGAAUCCUUCAUGGUAGCAUGUUCAUCGGCUUUCUAGAUCCGCUCAUCCCGAUCAAUCCUAAUUUAAGCGAACUUGGGGUUGAAGCUGUUACAGACAGCGCGGGUCGUUCAUAUUCAUUCAUGGCAUUACCCCAAUUACCCGUUGCUUCGUUUUUGGGAAUGCAGGAAAGUGUGGCCAUCGGGUCAUUUCACUGUUUCUACCACAAAGUACGUCCGUAUGCAGUUUUUACCACUCCAAUGCAGCACUCUAACGCUUUUAGCGAAGCUCUUCUUGAUCCUUUCCUGAGUCUGAUUCAUCUGAUUUCGUUCAUGAAGUUAACGGAGCCCAUAAACAUAAUUAUAUCGCACGCGGAUUGGCUCAACACGGUGUAUCCUAGGCUGGGGCUUCACCAAAAUCAAAAUGAUUUUUCUGGACUUCGAACUCCUCUUGAUUCUACCGAGAAAUUCGGACCUGCUAUUUCACUAAUCGCUGAAACUCUUAGUCACGUGGGGCUAGCCCAUUCCUUUAACAGGGAUGAGCUUCUUCGUAAGCUUUUAUCCACCAUGUAUAAUGUCAUCCAUUUUUUUGGAAAACAUUUGUCUUCGCACAUCUCAAUCAUCCUUGACCCCACGUUAGUUCCCACUGAGACAUUGAAUCACCACUUUUGUAUUGAUCGUGGUAUUAUUCUCGAAUGUCGUACUGCUUCUGGAAUAGCGUUUGCCUUUGGGUGCAGUAUGGAUAAUUAUGUUUCUAAGUGCACUGUUACGAAUCCUGACAUGAACGGGUAUUCUAUCACUGUGGAUAUCCACGAAAUGGCGACUAAUUGGAAACAUUUUUGCAUUCCAACGAUUGAAGGAGCCUUGGAUGGUGUGGCGAUACGGCGCCAAGACCUAUACUCGCAAUCUCAGCUGGACAAUGUUGUCGAGGCAGCUGUGACGUUGUGGAAGAACAACACACCUGCCUACUUGAGCAUUGAUAGCGAUUUACAUGCAUUGGUGAAGAAAAUGAAAGCGAAGAAGCUGCGUUGGGCUCUUUUUGAUGGAAAGCGAUUAGUUCCUGUGGCUUCUAUUCAACAAAACAAAGCACUGAAGUACUCAGACAUCUCCAUUGAUCAACUGUGUGAUACAGUUCGAUCGCUUUCUAUCAAGGAUAAACAGUCGCCUUCGAAGGUAAGUGCUGCUGUAACCUUUAUUUCCAUGAAGGAAGAUCCCCGCGUUGCCGAGGAGGCCAGAGAAAUACUUAACUCGAUGAUGGCAACUAGGUGGUCACCUCUCGUAAUCAUGGAUAUCAAAUUGUCUGACAUUGAGGCAUGUUUCGACGAAAGAAAGCGGCCAGUUGAGUUUUCACUUGCUCAGCAAGCACUCCUUCAGUGGAUAGGGGUGAAUAAUGGAAUGCUUGGCGUAAUACCUAUUUAUUCGUCUGAAGAUGGCGAAAUUACCUUUUUUGUCAAUCACAAAAAAUUCAAACCGGUACAGAAAAAGGAGAAAGGUAAGCGUAAAAAGAAGUAA